Molecule: messenger RNA, 1518 nt
Organism: Diversispora eburnea
Lineage: Eukaryota; Fungi; Glomeromycota; Glomeromycetes; Diversisporales; Diversisporaceae
Source: the annotation of a GenBank genome assembly
AUGGCAAAUAAAAUUUCCAUAGAAUUAUUGAUGAUGAUUUUAAAUAAUGUUCAAUCACCUCGUUCAACUCAAGAUUUAUUUUCAUCGUUAUUAGUUAAUCGAAUCUGGUGUAGAGUUACUAUACCUAUACUUUGGGAAUUACCUUUUGGUCAAGAAUGUACUAUGGACGAUACGAAAUUAAGGAAACGAGCAUUAUGUAUUCGAACUUAUAUAUCAUGUAUGGAUACUCAAGCUAGAACUUUACUUACUCAAAAUGGAUAUGAUUUAUCAUCGUCACCUCCGCAAGCCGCUUUUGAUUAUCCAUCAUUCGCUCAUAAAUUUGGAACUGAUAAUUUAAUUUAUUUUAUUUCCGUAUAUUCGCAACAAAUUAUUGGUUCAGAUCAAGAUAAUGACAAUGAUGAUUAUAAUAACAAAUCGAGAAUAUUAUUUCGUGAGAUAUGUAAAUUAAUAUUAAAUCGUUGUUCAUUUCUGGAUUAUUUUAAAUUGGCGGGAGUUUCCAAAAUUUUUUUUAGAAAUUUUAGUAAUUAUAGUGAUUUAAUUGGUUUAAUUCCCAAGUUGCCUGAUACCCCAAAAGUGCUUAAAAAAUUAGAAACGUUCGUUUUGGUGAAGGUGAAUGAUGAUGAACUGAUUAAACCGUUAUAUGAAUCAUUAGCAUUGAUUUGUGAUGAUAUACUAAAUAUGGAUUUGCAAUUUAUUUCACAUCAAUAUCCUCAGUUAUUACCGGAAUUUAUCAGUGCCCAAAAACGGUUAGAAAAUUUAUCGAUUGCUCAUAGUGAACUUCCUAUCCCGAUGUUUUGUGCUAUUAUUAGUCAAAAAGAAACUUUAGAGAGUCUUCGUUUAAAAUCAGUAAAUUUUCAUCAACUCGAGGGAGAAUCGUCACCAACUGGAGAAUUCGUUUCACUUCAAAAGCUUUAUAUUGCGAAUUGUACUGGAUUGGAUAAUUCGAAUUGUUUAUCUUUGGCUUCAUCCUUUACGCAAUUAAGUAAUUUUCAUUGUUAUCAUUCACUAUAUAAUAGUAUUAGUUAUCCUCAAGAAUUUAUUAUAAAAAUUCUCGAAACGGCCAAUGCAAAUUUGAAGCAUAUUUUUUUAAAUUUAUAUCUCCCAAUUCCAUCUGAUAUAUUUACAGCAAUUUUAAAUUCUUGUACAAUGGUUACCAAAUUAACUUUGCAUGAUAUAAGUAUUGAACAAGUAAUAGCAAUAUUUAAUAAUAAUUUUAAUGAAUUAACGAGAUUUUCAUUUGAUUAUAAUGGAUUGGAUGCUAAUAAAUUAUUAUGUCAAAUGGCUGAAAGUGUACCAGUAUCACUUGAAACUCUUGUAAUUAGAAUGGGAAUAUUUAAUGCUGAUAGCUUAAGAAAAUUUUUUGAAGGGUGGUGUUGUGAAGGAGGAGCGGGGAAUAAAAAGAUUAUUGUAAAACGUACUGAACAAGCACGACUAUUUAAAUUAAGUGAUGAACAUCUUGAAGUUAUUGAAGAAUAUGGAAUCCCAAAUCAAUUGCUCCAAACUCACAACAGUUCCUGA